AUGAGCGUGAACGACUGGGCCUACCUGGCUGUGGCCCGCGUGGUGGUGGCGAUCCGCGAUGCCGAGCAGCUGGGCCAGGCGUCGCUAUUCACCGCCUCCCAGCGGUUCGUCCAGCGGGUGUUGCUGGUGCUGGCGCUGUGCGGGCUGAUACUGAUGUCCCUCGCCGGCCUCUACACCUUGCUUGCCAUUGAUCCCCGCAAGCUCAUCUUCCGCCAUCACCUCAUCUUUUUCUUGCUCUUUUUCGACUUGAUCAAGGCCAUCGUGUUGCUCAUCUACCCCGCCCGCGUCCUCCAGCACCACCAGCUGUACUCCAACACCAAGCUCUGCCAGGCCGCCGGCUUCUUCACCGCGUUUGCCAUCGAGGGUGCCGACAUCGCCAUCUUGGCGUUCGCCGUCCACACCUACCUCCUCAUCUUCUAUCCCGAGCUCACCGUCAAAGUGCGCAAUGCCGUCGUCCCCCGCAGCGAAGGCGGCCUUUACCGCUACCGCUUCUACGUGUACGCGUUCGCCUUUUUCUUCCCUGUGCUCAUGUCGCUGCUAGCGUUCAUCCACCCCACCGGGUACCUCCCCUACGUGUGCUGGUGCUACUUGCCUCAGCGGCCAGUGUGGUACCGGUUUGUGCUUUCGUGGGUGCCGCGGUACGUGAUCUUGGUGCUGAUAAUCGCCAUCUACGUUUACAUUUACUUCCACGUGAUCCGUGAGUUUAAAAAGUUAGGCGGCGUGUUCAACACUAUCCACAACAAGGGCCAGCGCAAGACCCCGGGUAAGCAGCUGAUAUUGCGAACUAUCCGCUACCACAUACUCCGCGUCAAGGACGCCGUGCUUCCGCAAAUGGUGCUCCCUGAAAGAUCCUCGUCAUCUUCGGAAACGGCGCAGGCGCCGUCGCCGCGAAAGCUGGCGCUGAAGUCACCGCAGAAUAGUAGUGAUGCCCCCGUCGACACCAUCAAGGAGGAGGCAGAAGAAGAACCGUCAGAAGACUCGCAGGUAACAUCAGUGCUGACACCAGUGCACGUUGACCCGCGCGAUAUCGUCUACGAUAAAGACCUUCACCAGUCAAACCUUGAAAACUUCCGUCGCCGGCAGAAGAUCAUAGAAAAGCAGAUGAAACUGAUCUUUAUUUAUCCCUUUGCAUACUUCCUCAUCUGGCUUUUUCCCUUCAUUCUUCAGGCGACGCAAGUGAACUACGAACAGAAGCAUGGCCCCAUCCUUUGGCUCAACGGUAUGGGUGCGUUCAUGCAACCCAUCCCCGGGUUCAUUGACACUUUGGUGUUUUUUUAUCGCGAACAGCCGUGGCGAUACACCGUGAUGAAGACGUUUGAAAACGAACACCGGCUGCGAAUGCACCUGAUGACCAGUGCGACGACGCCGUCUAGCCCGGAAGAUCAGAAUCUGAGUGCUAUCCUUACCAAACCGUCACUUCCCACCGAUUUAAUUGACGAUUAUAACUACCUGUGGUGGCGACGCCUAGCCAACCAGCUAAGACUACCGCUAUUUGGCCUCCCCACCGAGUCUCGGGUGAAAGCCAUCCACAACAAAAUCACUCCUGAGCACAUCGAGCCACCGCAAACGAAGUCUUCUUCCACCGCAGGCCAGAUGCUCGACCGUCUUCAACCAGUCUAUGUCCCCACCAGCGCUGGCGCUACCAUGGUGGGCCAUGACUUUUCUGCUCUUUUGCAGGAUGACCCUAACGAAAGGGACUUUCGCCAAAACAAACUCGAAAAUUACUCGUUCGAUUUCUCCACCCACAGAUCGAGCGUGCUCUCGCCUCGCAAGGGCAGCGUGUUUCUGGGGUCUCAACGGCUGCAUAAUCUGAAUCAACUGCGACGUUUUCUGCUUGCCGAUACUUCAGACGCGAAACAGGGAUCUGGUCGCCGUGGUAGUGUUGCUAACGUUGCCAAAGCUACAACCCCUCGCCAGACGCUGGGCGACGAUAUGGACAUUCUCGAGUUUUUGCGCAAAGGCCCAUGA
Messenger RNA from Diutina rugosa, 1968 nucleotides. RefSeq names its product Gpr1p (gene GPR1). The record is from RefSeq and is a predicted model, not a curated record. The transcript has a single exon. Bases 1 to 1968 code for a protein of 655 amino acids. NCBI's taxonomy places the organism in Eukaryota, Fungi, Ascomycota, Pichiomycetes, Serinales, Debaryomycetaceae. Gene Ontology annotation, cellular component: plasma membrane. Gene Ontology annotation, molecular function: G protein-coupled receptor activity. Gene Ontology annotation, biological process: adenylate cyclase-activating G protein-coupled receptor signaling pathway.